AUGAAAGAUGAGCCGAUGCACGGUCUAGUCAGUUCCCAGACUAAUUGUGCCGAUUCAGGGACUUCUAUACAGCAUUUCUACCCCUCUGUCAAUUGGCCGCCCAAUAGUCAACAUCCCUCAGCAAUCUACGACAUCACUGAUGCCUCUUCAUCCGCCUCGACAUCGCCGUGGUUACAGUCGCACCACCAAAUGGACGACCGUUUUCAGCACCCAACCUCCCGACCCCAUAGUUGUGGACAUGCAAACCAAUAUUCCACACCCCCCUAUAACCCCAAUGGGAAGUUCGACUUCAGGUAUCCCGACCCUAGUUUUCCUUAUCUAAUUGCUCCUAGAACGUCUCCGUCGGGGAUUUCCAGUACGAUGGAUACUGGUCUUUCAAUUAAGCCUGUUGCACCCUAUGAAUUACCUCUAAAACAGACCAUUAUUCAAUCAGAACACGACGGCUACCCUAGUCGGGUGGAGAGCCCUACCGAGGCUCCAACAUAUGGAUACUCGCCAUCUUGA
Mesocestoides corti is the source of this 504-nucleotide messenger RNA. The record is from the annotation of a GenBank genome assembly. NCBI's taxonomy places the organism in Eukaryota, Metazoa, Platyhelminthes, Cestoda, Cyclophyllidea, Mesocestoididae.